Messenger RNA from Striga hermonthica, 1158 nucleotides. The record is from the annotation of a GenBank genome assembly. Lineage: Eukaryota; Viridiplantae; Streptophyta; Magnoliopsida; Lamiales; Orobanchaceae.
AUGAUGGAUUCCAAGUCACAAAAGGAUCCCAUGGACAUUGAUGCUGUAGUUCCACGAGGAACUAGAGCCAGUCCAUGCGGGUUCCAUGAAAAUGGCACUCUGUAUCCUGUUUCUGCUAAUGAUUCGGGUGAAGGCCUCCCUUAUGCUCCCGAGGAUUUUCCUAAUCCUGGUGAUAAGUGGAGUUGGAAAGUAGGGAGGCGAAUUGCUAAUUCUGGCUUCUUUUUGGAUAGAUAUCUGUACCUGCCCCGCCGUAUGCACCAGCCUGGGCCUAAAAAAUGUUUCGCUAGCAGACUCUCACUAGAACAAUUUGUCCGGAAGAAAUUCCCUGAUACAGAUAUUGUCCAUUUUUUUGCUUCUUUUAGUUGGAAGGUCCCUUCAAGGUCACUGAAGAAAGGUUUCAAGGAGAUGCUUACACCUCCAGUUGAGAUCACUGAAGACAAUGGUGAACCGCGUUGCAAAUCUGGCAACAAAUUUUGCAGCAGCUUAAAUACACGAGAUGAGCCUGUUCCACAAGUCAUGUUAUGUGAUAUUUGCUGCGAGGAACCGGGCUUCUGCCGGGCCUGUUGUUGUAUCCUUUGCCGUAGAGUGAUUGAAAGAGGUUUAAAUGGGUGGGGUUAUGUUACAUGUGAGGCCAAAGUCGAGGGGCUCACUUGUGGACACAGCUGCCACAUCGAAUGUGCCUUGAGAGCUUACAUGGCAGGGACAGUCGGAGGGAGCAUUGGUUUGGAUGCAGAGUUUUAUUGCCGCCGGUGUGACUCAAGGACGGAUAUGGUUCCGUUUGUCCAGAACCUUCUAAUGAACUGCGAGUCGGUUGGUUCGGGAGAUGAUUAUAAGAUGUUGCGGUUUGGUGUUUGCUUGCUCCGCGGGUCGACGAGAAAGGGUGCAUGUGAGUUGUUGCGUAACAUUGAGGUGGCCAUGUCAAAGGUAUCCCACGAGUACGGAAGCCGAGGUUGCGGCCGACAACGGAUCGCGGUUGGCGCAUGCGCGGCCGGUUUUCGCUUGCGGCUGCACCGUAGCCGGCCGAUAUUGCUCGUCGACCGAACCCUAGGCGGCCGGCUCGCAGGACGACCGCACCCUAUGCAGCAUGCGACCGCCACCGCUGGCCGACCACGUGCUCUGCGGCCGGCGAGCCUGAUUGAUUUUUUUUUUAUUAAUUGA